This is a messenger RNA of Cinara cedri, 1157 nucleotides long. NCBI's taxonomy places the organism in Eukaryota, Metazoa, Arthropoda, Insecta, Hemiptera, Aphididae. The record is from the annotation of a GenBank genome assembly.
AUGUAUCAAUCGUAUCGAACGCAAACGCGUGCAAAUAAGUAAUUUUUAUAAGUUAUCGCACAAUUUACUGGCAAUCGCGUUGACACGCUUAUCUAAAUUCUACAAAUCUACAUCUAUAACGUAAUGACACCGUCUAUAGGUACAUGAGUGUUAUAACGAUAUAAUAUAUAAUAUAAUAACGAUAUUAUACUAUAAUAACUAAAUAAUAGAUUUUAGGUGAACUUUUUUUAAAUAAUAUAAAAUAAUAUUUUUUUUAUAAAUAAUCCAAAUACAUAAUGUAUAAUAUAAAUUAAUUUUCUCAACAUCACAUACAUCUGACGGAACCCUUGAGAUAGUCCGGCGGAACCCUAGAGUUCCGCGGAACACACUUUGGGAAACGCUGUAGAGUCUAUACUCUGGAGACUCUGAUCCAGAGGUUGCAAGGCACAGGUGUAAACCAGGCAAGGUAUACCCUUCGCUGCCACAAGACGACUACGAUUACGUUCGGUUUGGUGGGCUUCGUAACUGGGCUCAAAACACUGAGGGACGUUAGUCAAAGGAGAAAAUUUUCAGAAAGAGGCUAAGUCUGCCACCUAGAAGUAAACCAGACUCAGAAUCUGACGAUGAAUAUGAACAGAAACCUUUACUCAGACUAAAAGGUGGAGCUGGAAGCAGCUCCGGAUCACCAUCAGGUACCCCGACAACAAAGGACAGAAGGCGGAAACAAAGCGAAGGCAAUGAUUUCAGCGACCAUGAACUAGUGGAGGAUAAGAAGCUCCAGAGGACUAAAACAUCCAAUAGGAUAUGUGCCACUAUGGAUGCAAACCCGGUUUGGACGCGACACAAAUUAGAUUCUACCUAACUAAAAGUCGAGAAAUCGAUAGAGAAUUCAACGGAGUUCUUAAUUCGGAAAAGGAGAAGAAAAAGAUUAGCCUAAAGUCGUUCAAUGACAAGCUAUCCGAAUAAGGUACCAAGAAUUAGUGGGCGAUUUGAUUGCGGAGAACAGUCUGCUGGUUGGCAGACUACUCGAAGCACGCAGCAGUAAACCGACUGUAGGAACAAAGCAGCAACAGGCGAAGACAAAGACGACCGACUUAGCUACGGAGCUGGCUAUUAAGCCUAAAUUGCCAGCUAUGUCUAACGUACAUGUAGCAGGAGGUCCAAAGCCAAGAAAUUAA